This is a messenger RNA of Corylus avellana, 1024 nucleotides long. It is a transcript of the gene CPN20, whose product is annotated as chaperonin 20. Gene Ontology annotation, biological process: positive regulation of superoxide dismutase activity. Gene Ontology annotation, cellular component: chloroplast; mitochondrion. Lineage: Eukaryota; Viridiplantae; Streptophyta; Magnoliopsida; Fagales; Betulaceae. Gene Ontology annotation, molecular function: transition metal ion binding; protein-folding chaperone binding; protein folding chaperone. The record is from RefSeq and is a predicted model, not a curated record.
UUUAUCUUCUGAUAAAACCCCUCUCCUAAACUCGCUAGGGUUUUAUCCUCUCCAGGCGUCCAAACUGCAAAACAAAACUCACUCAUUUCUUCUCUUCAUUCUAUCCUAAAAAGACCCAGAAAUGGCUACAGCUCAGCUGACAGCAUCGUCGAUCUCGACUAGGAGCUUGGCGUCGUUUCAGGGGCUUCGGCCUUUGGAGGCUGUGAAGUUUGGUGCUUCAGCGGGGCACUUGAGAGUAGGGGCUGGUCUCACUCAGAGGUCGUUUAAUGGUCUGGUUGUCAAAGCCGCAACCGUGGUCACUCCCAAGUACACUUCGCUUAAGCCUUUGGGUGACAGAGUGUUGGUGAAGAUCAAAACUGCAGAAGAAAAGACCGAUGGUGGAAUCUUACUUCCAACAACUUCUCAAACAAAGCCUCAAGGAGGCGAGGUGGUUGCUAUUGGAGAGGGUAAGACUGUUGGGAAGACCAAAGUGGACCUCAGUGUGAAGACUGGCACCCAAGUUGUGUAUUCCAAGUACGCUGGGACUGAGCUGGAGUUCAAUGGCUCAAAGCAUCUUAUUCUGAAGGAUGAUGAUAUUGUCGGUAUUCUUGAAACAGAUGAUGUCAAGGAUCUCAAACCUUUGAACGAUAGAGUUCUAAUCAAGGUUGCUGAGGCUGAGGAAAAGACUUCUGGAGGUUUGUUGCUGACAGAGGCAACCAAGGAGAAACCUUCCAUUGGCACGGUGAUUGCUGUUGGGCCUGGUCCUCUAGAUGAUGAAGGCAACACGAAACCGUUAUCCAUUACCCCUGGGAGCACAGUUAUGUACUCCAAGUAUGCUGGGAAUGACUUUAAGGGCAAAGACGGUUCUGAGUACAUUGCUUUGAGGGCUUCAGAUGUUAUGGCUGUUCUUUCUUAGGUCUCGAUUAAUCAUGUGCUUGACAUGUACCCCGGAAUUUUAAGGCGAAAGUGCCUCAAGGCAUUUGGAUUUUGAAUGUAACCGUACCUUGAGAGUAUGUUAAUUUCAGUAUUUUCAGUUCUUUGCAUA